ACAGGAUUGGAAGAAUUUCCAUGGAUGGCCCUCAUAGCAUACAACACAGGAGAUGGAAUAGAUUUUCGUUGUGGAGGUACCCUAAUAAAUGCCAGAUAUAUACUCACCGCAGCACAUUGUAUUAUAAAUACUAUGUCUAUAAUUGGAGUUAGGCUAGGAGAAUACGAUUUACGAAACACGGAGGACUGCGAAGAAGGAUACUGCGCUCCAAAAGUGCAAGAUUUCCGAGCGGAAAAGAUGAUGAUUCAUCCGAACUAUAACAAACGGACAUACACAAAUGAUAUAGCGUUGAUAAGGCUAGACUAUAAUGCAAAUUUUAGUUAUUCCAAUAUUAAACCGAUAUGUCUUCCGGUGAGCGAAAUUAAUGACGACCUAACGGGAAAAUCGGCUAUCGUCUCCGGAUGGGGUGCUACGGAAAAAGGUUACAAAAGCCCCAUACUUCUCAAAGUAUCAGUACCCGUGUUGACACUGUCUGUUUGUCAUAAAGUGUACCAACAGUUUGCUCCAAUUACGGAUCAGCAAAUAUGUGCCGGUGGAUACAAUGGUAGAGACUCAUGUGGAGGAGACAGCGGUGGACCGAUGAAGUAUGUCGGACUUGUUGACGGCUCGCCUAGAUACAUACAGUACGGAAUUGUAUCAUUUGGCCCGAGACAAUGCGGUGCCGAUGGGCAACCGGGUAUUUACACCAGGGUUGGGAGUUAUAUCCAAUGGAUUUUGGAUAACAUGGAAGAAUGAAUGUCGUUUAAAGCAAACAGGAUUGGAAGAAUUUCCAUGGAUGGCCCUCAUAGCAUACAACACAGGUACGCUUAAAGAUUUUUUUAUAGAAAAUUUAAAUAUCUACUGAUUAAUUUUAUAUUACAUUACACAUUUACA
Messenger RNA from Cylas formicarius (sweet potato weevil), 873 nucleotides. RefSeq names its product CLIP domain-containing serine protease HP8-like. The record is from RefSeq and is a predicted model, not a curated record. NCBI's taxonomy places the organism in Eukaryota, Metazoa, Arthropoda, Insecta, Coleoptera, Brentidae. The transcript is spliced from 5 exons. Gene Ontology annotation, molecular function: serine-type endopeptidase activity. Gene Ontology annotation, biological process: proteolysis. The annotation marks the transcript as partial.